GUUGGUAGCCGAGUCACACACUUUUGAUGCAAGUUACAUUUUUGUUCUUUCCAUCGUUUUUUUCCAUCUUAGCGGUGAUUCCAAUCGUUUUCUUAAUACCGAAAGCCACAAAUCUAUUUUUAUUUCUGUUUACUUUCAUUUACUGCUGUGGAAAGUUGAACAAUUGUGACGCAAUUUUGCCACGUCGUUGAAACAAUGGAUCUUACAACUCAUCGCCCUGACAUGUCUAGCGUGGUUCAUCAUUCUGGGGACAACUUUUGUAUUACAAGUGGAAACUAUGUUUCUCCAAAUGUCGCCAACGCUCCCGGUCCUCGGGCAGCCAAAUCCGUUUUUUCUAUCCGCAGCAUUGUUGAAGAAAGUAAAAAUGGAAUUUCUUCAUCAUCCGGUCUGAGUGACGAAGGUAGCGACCGAGCAUUCCUAGCAAGUUCAUCAAGAAACAUGGGCAUUUAUGACAAGUCGGGACCCAGCUCCAUGGAAGAAACGGCUGUUCGGGCUGAAUCAGUUCCCGAUUUUCGGUUGCGCGAGGACAUGUCGGGAGUAUCGGGAUUGGGCGGGAAAGCCCAUCACCCUUCGACCAGCUACAACCGGAUGCACCAAUCUCUGCAAACGGACGAAUCGAGGAGCAGCGGCGGCAAGCGACACGUUUCUUCCGACAGAAUCAGUGACGAUUUGAACAGCACUGCCUCGAAUGAGGACAUGAACGACGCCGAUCAUGAAUCCCGCAAGGGAGGAUUGGGCAACGGUGACGUUGAUGGCGAUGCGGCCAGUGAUGGAGAUCAUCCCGACGAGUUCACGCCUAAGCGUAAGCAGAGGCGCUAUCGAACCACUUUUACCAGUUAUCAGUUGGAGGAACUUGAAAAGGCGUUUUCUCGCACACAUUAUCCUGACGUAUUCACGAGGGAAGAACUGGCGAUGAAGAUUGGACUCACCGAAGCUAGAAUUCAGGUUUGGUUUCAAAACCGUCGUGCCAAGUGGAGGAAACAGGAGAAAGUGGGUCCGCAGGGUCAUCCAUACAGCCCAUAUGGUGGAGCCGGCGGAGGUGCUGGCGGAACUGGAGGAACGACUGGAAUGCCAACUUUGCAUAAUCACCACCAUUCUCAUCAAUUAAACAGCGGUGGAUCCGGUUCAAAUGGAGCUGGAGGUUCUAUGCCUCUUCCGGUCUCACUUGGUGGACCUCAUCCGUUUCCAGUUCACUUGGGAUCCAACCACGGGCUUCCGUACAUGCCCCGCAAAUCUUUGGACUUUUUGACUCGUCUACCCAGUUUACCUAGCUCGCCAAUGGUGCACGGCCUUCCAGUGAGCAUGGCCGGCCUGCACGGCCUCUCGGGACUCCCGCCCGGAUACCUGUCACCCGGCAUCGGUUCACCAUUUUUCGGAUCUGCACUUCACGGUUACCGCAACCCACUCGUACCUUCCGUAUAUAGCCAGCCAAACCCCUCAGUGGCCGCUCACUCGUUUCAAGCUCUGUUGGCUUCGCUUUCCAAUCAGCGGCCCAAACUUGCCAGCGAAUUGUGUCCGAACGACUAUCAAUCACUGCUCUGUAGACUGUCAACACUCCAUCAGUCAACAUCUCCAACUGGUUUGACAUCCUUGGCUUCGCCACCGUCUCACCACCCGGUUUCUCUCCAGCAGCCACAGGCUGGGCAGCCAGGUGGGGCACCUUCUGUUAGUCCUUCGAGCGUUCCCGCCGGUACCGGGACCAGCCCUCCUAUUCCUCAAAGUAUCAGCGCUGCUUGUGACAACAGCAACAGUGGCGCUGGUAAUGGAGAAUUGCCGCCAGCAGCGAGUUCUCCAUUAGGUGGUGAGCUGGAUCGCAGGGCCUCCAGUAUAGCCGCCUUACGUCUGAAAGCCCGGGAGCACGAACUCCGCAUUGAGAUGAUGCGGAAGAACGGGACUGACUUGCUGAGUUGAAGAUUGGACCGUUGUGUGUUUGCUGGGAUUCGGGUUUUGACACGUACCGAGUUGGCAUUUGCCUAAAGCCAUUUGCUCACCACUGCAUUUCUCUCUUUUACUAUAUCAUCUUUCAAUUAAAAGUAUUUUCUUUUUUCAAUUGGCUCAACCAUAAUAAUAUCCAUGCUUAUUUGUUUGUUUUCCUCAAUCGGAUGUACUUUCGUUCAAAUGUCGUUCUUUUUUUUUCCUCUUCAUUGGAAUUUUGACUUUCUUGUAUUUCUGUUUCUCUUAUUGUACAGUGGAAAUCUCGCUUUGUCCUUUUUUUUUUAAUUUCGUAUUCUUUUACGAGUUAUUAAUGGUUGAUCCUUUUUUAUAUAAAUAGUAAAACCACAAAUAGAUUGCGCAGUGCUUUUUUCCCUACUCUUCUCGAAGUUCUCUGAUGUCUCGUUUCCUGCUCCCCCCACUCAUGUUCCUUUCAUUUGAUAAACGUUUUCAAUACAUUUUCGAAGCGAAGGGUAAA
This is a messenger RNA of Daphnia pulicaria, 2410 nucleotides long. RefSeq names its product homeobox protein aristaless-like. The coding region runs from base 196 to 1911 and encodes 571 amino acids. The transcript is spliced from 5 exons. Gene Ontology annotation, biological process: regulation of transcription by RNA polymerase II. NCBI's taxonomy places the organism in Eukaryota, Metazoa, Arthropoda, Branchiopoda, Diplostraca, Daphniidae. Gene Ontology annotation, molecular function: RNA polymerase II transcription regulatory region sequence-specific DNA binding; DNA-binding transcription factor activity, RNA polymerase II-specific. The record is from RefSeq and is a predicted model, not a curated record.